UCACCUGCAUCAAUCCACAUCCGCAUCCAGAUCGGUCGUCCUCCUCCUCGGCUCCCGGUUGCAGCUCGUGUCCAGCCUCUGCGGCGCGCGUGACCCGUCGAUCGGCCUGUGGAGAUGAUCAACAGGUGCUUCUGUUGCGUCGCCGGCGAUGACGAGCCGGAACCAGCCGCCGCGCCCGCCGGUCGUCGUCGCAGAACGAAUCCGUCGAGGACGCCCAAGAACAGGAGCAUGGAGUAUCCAUGGGAGAUAUACAGCCUCAAGGAGCUCCUGCAGGCGACGAACAACUUCAACGACAGCAACAAGCUCGGGGAGGGCGGGUUCGGCACCGUCUACUGGGGCCGCACCUCCAAGGGCGUCGAGAUCGCGGUGAAGCGGCUGAAGGCGAUGACGGCGAAGGCGGAGAUGGAGUUCGCCAUCGAGGUGGAGAUCCUCGGCCGCGUCCGUCACAAGAACCUCCUCAGCCUCCGUGGUUUCUACGCCGGCGGCGACGAGCGCCUCAUCGUCUACGACUACAUGCCCAACCACAGCCUACUCACCCACCUCCACCCCCACCGCGGCGCCCCCUCCUCCCAGCAGCAUCAACCCCUCGACUGGGCACGCCGCGUCGCCAUUGCCAUCGGCGCCGCCGAGGGCCUCGCGUACUUGCACCACGAGGCGAACCCGCACAUCAUACACCGGGACAUCAAGGCGAGCAACGUGCUGCUGGACGCGGACUUCGUGCCCAAGGUCGCCGACUUCGGGUUCGCCAAGCUCAUCCCGGACGGCGUGUCGCACCUGACGACGCGGGUGAAGGGCACGCUGGGCUACCUGGCGCCGGAGUACGCCAUGUGGGGGAAGGUCUCCGAGAGCUGCGACGUCUACAGCUUCGGCGUGCUGCUGCUGGAGCUCGUCAGCGCGCGCCGCCCGCUCGAGAAGCUGCCGGGGGGCGUCAAGCGCGAGAUCGUGCAGUGGGCGGCGCCGCUGGUGGAGCGCCGCAAGUGGGAUCGCAUCGCGGACCCGCGCCUCGCCGGGCGGUUCGACGCGCAGCAGCUCCGCGCCGUGGUCGAGGCCGCCAUGCUGUGCGCGCAGAGCAACGCCGAGAGCCGACCCGCCAUGGCCGAGGUCGUCGAGAUGCUCAGGUUCAGCGGCGAGCGGCGGCCGACUAAGGAGAUCGUCCCGGUGGCGGCCGCGAGCAGCGAGGAGACAACAGACCUGGACGACGUCACCGGAAGCAGCGAGCCCCUGGACAGGCGGAGCAGCUGGAAGCUGACAAAGCUGAGGUGAUCGAUCGUCCGUGUGUUGAAUUCAUGCUCCUCGCCAUGCAUGCAUGCUUAGUUGCCCACCCAGAUCAAAGCCAAAGGCAUCAAAGUCUCAGAGAUUCAGCCAUGUUAUCACAUGCGAUCGAGGUGCAAUUAUGCAAAUGAUUAGUGCCAAUUAGAUUGCAUAGUUAAUUGAUGAGGUUACGCAAUUGGCGGUGAUAAUGUUUGGUGGAGAAAUCAAGAGUUGUUAAUCAUGUCGGCCUGCAAAGUUUUGUUUGCUUGUGUUGUGGGUUUUGUUAAUUACAUUUGUUUUCUUGUUUGAUAUAAUAAAUUGGAGCUAGCAGAUGUGCAGA
Molecule: messenger RNA, 1591 nt
Organism: Setaria italica (foxtail millet)
Lineage: Eukaryota; Viridiplantae; Streptophyta; Magnoliopsida; Poales; Poaceae
Product: PTI1-like tyrosine-protein kinase At3g15890
Exons: 4
Coding region: 115-1263 (382 amino acids)
Biological process (GO): protein phosphorylation
Cellular component (GO): plasma membrane
Molecular function (GO): ATP binding; protein kinase activity
Source: RefSeq, a predicted model, not a curated record